This is a messenger RNA of Puntigrus tetrazona (Sumatra barb), 1789 nucleotides long. It is a transcript of the gene efnb2b, whose product is annotated as ephrin-B2b. The coding region runs from base 499 to 1509 and encodes 336 amino acids. Gene Ontology annotation, cellular component: plasma membrane. Gene Ontology annotation, biological process: axon guidance; ephrin receptor signaling pathway; blood vessel morphogenesis. The record is from RefSeq and is a predicted model, not a curated record. Gene Ontology annotation, molecular function: ephrin receptor binding. Lineage: Eukaryota; Metazoa; Chordata; Actinopteri; Cypriniformes; Cyprinidae. The transcript has 5 exons.
UGGGCGGGGCCUAACGGCAACACUGGGUUGUCCUGAGAAGUCUCUGAGCACGUCUUGAGGGCACUCCAAGACUGGCAGAGUUGAAUGCAAAGACGAAGAACAGGAGAAGCACUGAUACCGCCUUUAGAUUAGACCCCAGCAACAUCUGACUUUCAGAGCUAUGCUGCCAUUCCGCGCUGUCUGACUCGUCUCUCUGCGGUCGUAAGAAUGUCCACAGGCGCUGUUUCCCAAAGGAUGCGCAUUAAAACAUUUUAAAGAACCUGAUGGAUUAUCGCACAUCUUUUUGUUAAAUUUGCCCCUUAGAGUGCCGGUUGCGAAGGAGCUGUUAUUUUAGGAGGUCUUGGCGAAUAGAUUUUUUUUUUGUUUGUUUUUUUUUUUCGUUUCGAAAUCAGACGCUUUUCCAGCAGAUGAUAGCGAGUCGGAUUGUUCUCGUAUUAGUGCCCGAGGACCCGUCGCCGUUAUAAUCUAAUUCGGACCGGUGAGCUGUUUUGCAUCGCGAUGGAUACAACUAUGUGGAGCUAUAUUUUAGGUCUUUUCAUGGUUGCUUGUCGAGUAAAACUGGCUCGAUCAACAGUUUUAGAGUCAAUAUAUUGGAAUACUUCGAACACCAAGUUUAUCCCAGGAAGGGGUGUAGUACUAUACCCUCAGAUCGGAGACAAAAUGGACAUUGUGUGUCCAAGAAUCAAGCCAGGCUCCACUGAGCAGACGAACAUUGAAUACUUCCGGGUCUAUCUUGUUCCCAAAGAACAACUUGAGACCUGCCGAGUCAUUAAGAGCGACAUGUUACUGCUCAACUGUGACAAGCCGGACCAGGACGUGAAGUUCACCUUCAAGUUUCAAGAGUUCAGCCCCAACCUGUGGGGCCUGGAGUUCUACAAAGGAAAGGACUAUCACAUCAUCUCCACAUCAAACAGCACUUUUGAGGGUUUGGACAACCACGACGGCGGUGUCUGUAAGACCAAAUCUAUGAAGCUGGUCCUGCGAGUUGGACAGAGUCCUACAGAUUCGUUCCCAGCUAAAAACUAUCCAACUAGAUAUCCUCCAAAAUACCCUGAAAGUAAGGAAAAAAACACCUUCAGCAAAGAAAACGAUGCUGUCAACAGAGUUGACCCCCUGCAGAACGGUGAAUCCAGAGACAAUACCGGAGAGUCUGUAGGAUCGACUGGAUCUGAAGUAGCCCUGUUCGCUGGCAUCGCGUCUGGUUCCGUCAUCUUCAUCAUCAUCAUCGUCGCCGCUCUGGUAGCGCUGCUGCACCGGCGUCACCAGAAACACUCUGCGCAGUGCUCCGCCCAGCUGCCCUUAAACACGCUGCCCAAACGCGGAAGCGCAGCCAGCGGCGGCAGCAACAAUAACGGCUCUGAGCCGAGCGACAUCAUCUUCCCGCUCAGGACCUCAGGAAGCAUGUACUGCCCGCACUACGAGAAGGUCAGCGGCGACUACGGCCACCCUGUCUAUAUCGUCCAAGAAAUGCCGCCGCAAAAUCCUGCAAACAUUUACUACAAGGUUUGACGGAGAAUGGACAACAGGGAAAGGCCGAACGGUCACAGACAUCAGCGUUUUGAUGCCUCUCAGAUGGUUUAGCUCUAUCAGCUGGAUGAUAGAAGGGCUGAGGUGUCGUCUAGUUCAGGAGAACUUGGUUUUGAGAUUUCUGGAUUAGUUGCUGGUGGACAUGGAAAUUUGCUCUUCUGUUUAUACCUUAAAACUGGAUGGCUUUCAAAGCCUAGAACAAUCUUACAGAUGAACUUGCUGCAAGGUCAUGCUGAAUAAACAUGAUUUUGUUACAAAAUUA